AUGCGUUUUAGCAUCAAUGUGGUUCCAACAAUAAUGACCACAAUUCUUCGGCAUGUGCUCAAUUUAAAUUCAACCGUAAAGAAAGCAUGUGAUAACUACAUUGAUGAUAUAUUUGUGGACGAAAGUGUUGAAACUGCGAAAAAUGUAGCAAAGCAUCUGCUUAAAUUCGGAUUACAAUGUAAACCUCCACAAGAUCUUGAACAAGGACGUGUCUUAGGAUUGAGAGUCGAAAGAAAUAAAAACAGGGAACUGAUAUGGAAACGAGACAAUGUGGUACAAUUCGAAUCUUUAAAUGCAGUCACACGAUCACAGCUUUUCAGCCAGUUAGGCAAACUUAUUGGAAAUUACCCAGUGGCAGGAAGUUUGCGUUUACAAGCUUCAUACAUCAAACGUUUAGCUGGAAAUAUACCUUGGUGUGAUUUUAUUUCUGAAGAUUGUAAAGAAAAACUGAAAGAGUUGCUUUACCGUGUGGAAAAAGAGGAUCCGGUUGGUGGAAAAUGGCUGGUACCAGUUAAUGGAAAAGCUGAGCUUUAUUGUGAUGCAUCAUCUGUAGGACUUAGGGUAGUUCUGCUCAUUGGUGGAGUAGUUGUUGAAGACGCAGCAUGGCUACGGCCAGCGAGUGACACACACCAUAUCAAUAUAAGUGAACUGGAUUCUAUACUUCGAGGACUAAACUUAGCUAGAUGGUUAAACGCAGUUUUGAAGGAAGAAUAUCGCGUGAAAACUCGGGGAAUUUCUCAAUUGUUAGUACAAAGACGAUUGAAUACUAUUAAGGAAGUGGCAAAAGAUAUUCAGAUCGCAGUACAAUGGAUUCCAUCUGAGAUAAAUUUGGCUGAUCGACUCUCACGAAUCCCUCAAAAAUGGUGCAGAACAGUGUGUGCAGCUGGAUUACUUGAACAAAAAGACAUAUGGAAAAUUCAUUCAAUUGGUCAUUUUGGUGUUGCUCGAACAUUACAACUUUUCUUGCGAAAUAAUAAGAAUGUAUCACGUAAGGAGGUUUCAGCAGUAAUUGCGAAUUGUAACCAGUGUAACUCCAUUGAUCCUUACUCCGUAAAGUGGAGGAAUGGCCAACUAAGCGUAGAAAAAAAUUGGAAUUGGGUUGCCAUUGACGUGACGCAUGUAGAUGCUGAACUGUACUUAUCAAUUAUUGACUGUGGUCCAUCACGGUAUACAAUAUGGCGUAAACUUGCAACUAAAGCAGCUGCUGAAGUUGUUGGUAGACUCGAAGAAAUAUUCUCUUUAGUUGGUCCGCCAGUAUGUCUUCUAAUAGACAACGAAUUUCGGUCCAACACGUUAACAAGUUUUGCUGAAGAAUGGCAUGUUAAUUUGGAAUAUCGAGCAGCACAUCGAGCUCAAGGUAAUGGUAUAGUUGAACGUAUACACAGAACGAUAAAAAGAACGGUCGUUCGCUCACAUUGUUCAAUCGCUCUGGCAGUCUUGCUGUACAACGAGACAAUAUCAUCAAAUUGUACUGAAAGUCCAUCCCAGCAAUUCAAGAAAAGAUCGACAUGUUUCAUCCCAGGCGUCGAUACUCGGAGGAAGGUAGACGAGAAAAGCGUAAGCGAGAAAUUCAAAGUGGGUGACAAUGUUUGGGUAAAACCAACUCAAGAAACAAAAUGUGACCAGCCGUGGAUACCAGGCGUAGUACGAAAGCAAAAUACUUUGUCGUUUGACGUGGAAACUGCGAAUCGGGUAUAUCCGCGUCACAUUUCACACCUGCGUCGCCGUACAGACGUACAGAGUUCAAAUGAAUCAGUCAACGAUGUUUUUUAUAGACUAAACGAUAAAACUGAUAACGUUAAAGGAAGUUAUGAUGAUGAUGUCGCUCAAGUUCAAAAUGAUUCUCAAGAACUCAACGCGCUGCAAAAUUUACUAGCUCCUUGUAGUGUUACCAAUGAUGGUAUUCCUGCUAAUAUACCAGUUAAUCCUGCAGCUAAAUCUAAAGCUCCUAAUCCUUUACCACGUAUUCGUCUUUUUAAACGUCUUUUAUGA
Messenger RNA from Hydra vulgaris (swiftwater hydra), 1992 nucleotides. RefSeq lists its product as uncharacterized. NCBI's taxonomy places the organism in Eukaryota, Metazoa, Cnidaria, Hydrozoa, Anthoathecata, Hydridae. Gene Ontology annotation, molecular function: nucleic acid binding. The record is from RefSeq and is a predicted model, not a curated record. Gene Ontology annotation, biological process: DNA integration.